AUGGAGAAAAUUGGUUGCAAGAGAUUUGGUGUGUUGUUAUGUGCAGAGGAUUCAGAGUAUGUGAUAAAGAUGCAUGGAGGGUAUUCUGGUGUAUUCUUGAAAAUGUUGGAGGAAGAAAAUGAGACAUGGGACAUGUACAAAGUUUCAUGUGGAGAGUUUCCUAAGGAUGAUGAGUUGAGUCUUUAUGAUGGGUUUGUGAUCACUGGUAGUUGUAAUGAUGCUUAUGGAAAUGAGAAAUGGAUAUGUGAUCUUGUCACAUUGAUUAAGAAAUUGAACUCCAUGCAGACAAAAAUCAUUGGCGUUUGUUUUGGCCACCAGGUACUUGGCCGUGCAUUGGGAGGAAAGGUGGGUCGCUCUCCUACUGGUUGGGACAUUGGUGUGAGAACCAUAACAUUGUCAUCACAUAUUUCCUUCCCUUCUCUUGAUCUUCCAACAAAGCUUUCCAUAAUCGAAUGCCACAGGGAUGAGAUUCAAGAGUUACCUGCAAAGGCAGAGGUAAUUGCUAGGUCAGAUAAAACUGGAAUUGAGAUGUUUAAAUAUGGAGAUCAUAUUAUGGGAAUCCAAGGUCAUCCAGAGUACUCUAAAGAUAUUCUUUUGUUUCUUAUCGAUCGUCUCAUCCAACGUAAUUUCAUCAAGGAAGCUUUUGCUAUAGGAGCGAGGGAGAGGGCUCAUUUGUUAGAGCCAGAUACAAAUGCCUGGAAGAAACUUUGCACCAGCUUUCUUAAGAAUGGGUUUUGAAUGAAAUGGAAUGAAUACAUAACAUUCUAUAGUCUAGUGAUAAUGUUGAAAAGUUGCAACUAUGGUAUUGGUUUUAGUUAAGUUUAAGGCAAAAUUAUGACUGCGGUUUUUUAACUUUUAAGGUUGACAUUUUGAGUUUGAUGUUUAACUUUUAUUUUCUUG
This is a messenger RNA of Medicago truncatula (barrel medic), 900 nucleotides long. RefSeq names its product gamma-glutamyl peptidase 5. The coding region runs from base 1 to 738 and encodes 245 amino acids. The record is from RefSeq and is a predicted model, not a curated record. The transcript is spliced from 4 exons. NCBI's taxonomy places the organism in Eukaryota, Viridiplantae, Streptophyta, Magnoliopsida, Fabales, Fabaceae. Gene Ontology annotation, cellular component: cytosol.